AUGUCCGUGAAUUACGAACAGGUCACCGUAGCACCACUAGUGUUGCUUUCGGUAUUGGACCACUACAAACGUAUCAACACACCUGCUCACAAGAGAUGCGUUGGUGUGAUACUGGGCUCUGCUCAGGGAACCAGUUUAAGAGUCACGAACUCGUUUGCGCUACCCUUUGAAGAAGACGAAAAGAACUCAGACGUGUGGUUUUUGGAUCACAACUACAUCGAAAGCAUGAAUGAAAUGUGCAAGAAGAUCAAUGCCAAAGAAAAAUUGGUCGGAUGGUAUCACAGCGGGCCUAAAUUGAAGGCUGCAGAUCUUAAGAUAAACGAGGUGUUCAAAAAAUACACAGGGGAACGCCAACAGCAACCGCUGUUGCUCAUUGUGGAUGUCCAACAGCAGGGCGUAGGCCUGCCCACAACGGCUUACAUGGCUGUAGAACAGGUCAAGGACGAUGGUACUUCGACCGAAAAGACGUUUUUGCAUUUGCCUUCGUCGAUAGAGGCUGAAGAAGCAGAGGAAAUUGGUGUAGAACAUUUAUUGCGUGACGUGCGCGAUCAGGCCGCUGGCGGGCUUUCUAUCAAGCUCACAAACCAGCUCAAGUCUCUCAAGGGUCUACAACAAAAACUAGCAGACAUUGCCGCAUAUUUGGACAGGGUAAGCCGUAAAGAGCUUCCGGUAAAUCACACGAUUCUAGGUAAGCUUCAGGACGUUUUCAAUCUUCUGCCUAACCUGGGAGCCCCUGACGAUGACGAGCUUGCGCUGUCGUCUGAUGAGCAGCUUGCAGCUGCUUCCAAUACUUUACAAAGAGCUUUGGCAGUCAAGACCAAUGAUGAGCUAAUGGUCAUCUACGUCAGCAACUUGGUGCGCGCUAUCAUUGCUUUCGACAAUCUGAUCGAAAACAAAAUCAGAAAUACCAACCUGAAACGCCAGCAUGAACAAACUGAGUCUGAGAGUACAAAUUCAGAAAAGGAUACCGAAAAGGAGACCGCUUCUUCCCAAGCCCAAGCUGGUGACAGCGAAAAUCGCUGA
Molecule: messenger RNA, 1023 nt
Organism: Lachancea sp. 'fantastica'
Lineage: Eukaryota; Fungi; Ascomycota; Saccharomycetes; Saccharomycetales; Saccharomycetaceae
Source: the annotation of a GenBank genome assembly